AUGGAUAACGAUUAUUUAUCGCCAAAUCAUGGCAUUAACAUACAAUCUGAAAGUGAGCCUUCAUUAACAACUUUAGCUAGCCCUAUAAUAUUUCUGUUACUGCUAUACAUUUUACAACAAGCUGACAAUAGCCAACGAUUAAAGUCAAAUCUACAUCCAAUAGCCUAUCCCCUUCUCGGUGUUCAACCUUGUCAGGGAAGAACACCAUCAAACCCAUGUAUCAAUUUGAUGUUUACACCAAAUGACCCGGCAUCACAGACUAUAAUGCAAAUUUUUGCAAAUAACAAUUUUAACCGAACUGGAUAUAAAUUAGACAUUGAUACUAUUCCAAUAACUAGCCUUGAUUUUAUACCAACGUCUACGCUUGGAAUUAUUCCUGUUCCAGAUGCCAAUUUCAUCUACAAUUACACUCUUAAUCAUCCAAAUGUUACAAUGUUUGGUAUUGAAUUCAGCAAUGUUCUAGGACCUCCUGCGAAUUACAGAUAUCAGAUUUGGUUUAACAGUACACUUAUGGCAAAUGGUUCAGAUGUGUUUGGUGAACAAUUACUUGCUUUACAACGUGGAAUUGACGAAGCUAUCGUUACUUUCGCUACUAACGAUAUUCAAAAUCCUGCAAAAUUUAACAUUAAACUUAAGGAUUGGCCUUUAGUUCCUCCUUCUCAACUUAAUGAUCAAAUUGUAUCAACUUUUGGAGCAGUAUUCUUCUUUUGUGCAGAAAUGAUUAUUUUUAUUUCUGUUUUAAAUACCAUUGUUACUGAAAAAGAGCAAAAGUUAGUGGAUAGUCUGGUUAUGAUGGGUUUGAAAAUUGAGGUUUAUUGGCUAAGCUAUUUCAUUUCUAACGCUUGGCUAGUAGUCAUUUGUUCGUUAAUGACUUGCUCGUUUGGCAUUGCUUUUCAAUUUUUUGUCUUUAAAAAUGCCAACUUUGCUGUUGUAUUCAUUACAUUUGUUCUAUUUGGUCUUGCUAUGGUUUCUUUCGCAUUCUUUAUCACUACGUUUUGUCGUCGUGCACGUGUUGCGGUACUUGUUGGUAUAUUCAUAUUUAUUAUUGGACUUAUAUUCCAAUCCUUCGUAUUCUCAAAUGCUUUUGUGGGUUACAUUUGGUGGAGUCAAUCUGUUGAUAAGGCUGGCUGGCUUGUUUUGAUGUUCUUGCCAUUUUUCAAUUUUGGCAAAUUUUAUUUGGACUUAUCUAUGUUGACCGCCGGAAAACUUGAUCAAGUAACUCAAACUGUUAUUCCUGGUCCUGGGUUUGCCUGGGAUAAUCUUUAUAAUACAAUUCCGGAUACUUAUCUUCCGGUUUAUGAUACUUCUAAUAUUAAACCUGCUGUACCUCCUCCGAUUCAAAGUUGGUACUUCUUGUUAAUGAACAUUGGUUUUUAUUUUCUUCUUACAUGGUAUUUAGAUAAAAUAAUUCCUGAUGAAUUUGGAAAUUACAAUAAUCCAAUUUUCUUUUUGACACCUGGUUAUUACGGAAUUAAACUCAGAAAAACAUUUGAUUUACAAGCAUGGUUAAAUCGUGCUCAGAAAGUUAGUACUAGUAAUCAUACUGGAGAAGAUGAAGAUGUUGCUCGUGAACGUAGUCUAGCAUUUGAUCCAAAUUACGAAUGCACAGUUAGAAUUUGCAAUCUCAACAAAAUUUAUCAAAAAUCAUUACUUGUUAAAAGUAAAUUAGACAAAGUUGCGGUUAAUGACUUGUGUUUGACUCUGAGAGAAGGUAAAUGUCUCGCUUUACUAGGACAGAAUGGUGCCGGUAAAAGUACAUCAAUGAACAUUCUAUCUGGACUAACUCCAGCAACAAAUGGCGAUGCAUUAUUGUAUGGGUAUAGCGUUCGAAAUGAUAUGAAUAAAAUUCGUAAGAUUAUGGGUGUAUGUCCUCAACACGAUAUUUUAUUUAAUGAUUUAACUGCGAAAGAACAUAUUGAACUUUAUGCAGGUAUUAAAAAUAUACCUUCUGCUGAAAUAACAAAAUUAGUCGAAGAACGACUUGCUGCUGUACGUCUCACUAAGGUUGCCGACAAACCUGCUGGUUCUUACAGUGGUGGUAUGAAACGUCGUCUUAGUAUGUUAAUUUCUACUAUUGGUGAUCCUAAAAUCAUUUUCAUGGAUGAACCUACGACUGGGAUGGACCCAGUUAAUAGACGUCAUGUGUGGAGUUUUAUUGAAAAUUUCAAGCAGGGUAGAAUUAUUAUUUUAACAACUCAUUCUAUGGAAGAGGCUGAUGUAUUGGGUGAUCGAAUUUGUGUCAUGGCUCAUGGUCGUUUACGUGCACUUGGAAAUUCUAUUCGUAUUAAAAAUAAAUUUGGUGCUGGAUAUCGCGUAUCUCUUGUUACUCACCCUAAUGAUUCACAACGUCUUAAGGAACUAGUUGAAGCUCAAGUUCCUGAUGCCAAGUUGGAAGAUGAUUCAGCAGGUUCUCUCAUUUACGAACUUCCUGUAUCUGCUUUACCGGCUUUACCAUCAUUCAUUAAAUGGUUGGAAGAAAACGAAGAGUUGAGCAAUAGCGAACCAGGAAAGAAACUUGUUAAAGCUUGGGGUGUAAGUCAAAAAAGUUUGGAAGAAGCCUUUUUAAGAUUAAUUCGUGAUGCUAAUCCCGGAGGUUAUAGCGGUUAUGAACCACAAACAAAUAACACUGGUUUAAGACAAC
Scutellospora calospora is the source of this 2641-nucleotide messenger RNA. The record is from the annotation of a GenBank genome assembly. NCBI's taxonomy places the organism in Eukaryota, Fungi, Glomeromycota, Glomeromycetes, Diversisporales, Gigasporaceae.